This is a messenger RNA of Adelges cooleyi (spruce gall adelgid), 1595 nucleotides long. RefSeq lists its product as uncharacterized. NCBI's taxonomy places the organism in Eukaryota, Metazoa, Arthropoda, Insecta, Hemiptera, Adelgidae. The transcript is spliced from 3 exons. The record is from RefSeq and is a predicted model, not a curated record. Bases 378 to 1595 code for a protein of 405 amino acids.
UUAACGUGCAAAUGUUUCAAGUACAUAAGUGAUUCACUAAGCCUGCGGUAAGCUACAUUUUUAAGAUUUAAUUGUAGUUAUCACGCGGUUAGUGAAUAGAUAAGAAAUAAAUAAUAAUCGAAACAAUUUAAGGACAGUAUUUUGAUACCGUAUAGAGACACCAUCCAUAUGCAAAACGUCAGCAAGUGAUCGCUGCAAUACGUAAAGUAGAACUGUUCAAUAACGGGUACAGUAAUGAAGACAUUGAAGAAGUAGCAAUUACAUAUGAAACCUCGACGGGAGAACUGAGACAAGCUUUAAUCGAUAAAUAUCAUCAUCUUAAAUGUGGAUAUCUUUUCAUCGCACAAACGCAUAUUUUUGUUACUAGAUCAAUUUUUAUGGAGCAAAAUUAUAAUUACAAUACAUUUCGAUACAUUUCAAUUGAUGAUUUUUCAUUUGUCUCAGAAGUCUCUAAAAUGAUUGCCACCAUGAUAGAAGUAAAAGGAAUACGAAUAGAUGAGUUUUGGCUAGUGUAUAUGUACGCAGAUAAAUUGCAAUCCUAUAUUAAUCGUUUUAAGUCGACUACUCCUACAUCGUUUCCUUCAGAUAGAAAUCAUCCAAAUGGCAUGAUUCAAUUGUACGCUUUUGUCGUCGGAAUACUAGACGAAUACUUAAAACUGAAUUGUAAUCAUAAAAAUACAUUUAACAUGAAUUUUGCCGAUUGUUUUCAUUCCAAUCGUCCAACCAACAAUUUAAUACCAAUCUUCAAAUGCACACAUUGUCUUCCUGUUGCAGCGAAAAUAAUACAAAAUAACAAACAAGCGUUUAGUUUAAUAAUGCUUCAUAAUUUAAACGUGGGACUUUUUGCUUAUGAGUCCAAAAUGAUUAUCGAUGGUUGUUACCUGGUCCAUGUGUUGAGUUGUUCUGUUUUAACUAGUUAUAUCGAUGCGUUUGGCAAAUAUUUCGACACGGCCGAAUGGCAUAUUACAGAAUCUCGCAUAUUAAAUAGGCAAUACUAUACGUCACACAAUGAAUUGAAAAAAAUAAUAAAUCAGAGAAUACUGUAUUAUGAGUUGAUAGCCAUAUAUAAAAUUAGUAUGCUACAACUUACUUGGAAAUUCAUAGUAGAAAUUUACAACUUAAUAGCAGAAAGUAAGAGUGAUAGCUAUAUUAACAGAUAUAUCGUGGAUUGGAAUUCGAUUUUAAUACAGUUUAAUAACGCUUUAUAUUUAAGCGAUGACGAUUUCUUUCAAGAACUUUGCACAUUUUUUAACUCACAGUUGAAUUACUAUUUUAAAAAUGUUGAUUCUAUAAUUGAAAAAAUACAAUAUGAGCACGAUUCUAUCUCGGCUUCGAUAGGUACAUCUUCUAUGACUAGUAUGAUCAGCAAUUAUUCAACUGUCGGUUCGUCGUACAAUUUAAUAGAUCAGCAUCUUACCGACGCACAGCAGAUUGUUAAUGAAAUAUUAAACAACACAAGUCUGGGUUGGGUUGAUUUUAAACUAAUUCAAUCGUAUAUGAAAUGUUUGGAUGAUAUAGACAAACGUUUACAUUUGGGUGCUUCAUGUGGAAAAACUUUAGCUAUUUAUAAUUUGGCUACGAUCAACUUGAGUUGA